CGUCUGUGCUGAGCUGUAAUGUCAUCUGAAUGUAAUCAGCAGUGUCAGAGGCGAGAUGAUAGAGGAAUAUUAUUAGCAAACAUCGCUGGUCAAACACGACUGACCAUUAGAAAGCAACACGGAAGAACCCAGAUAACUCAGCGAAUAGCGACAUCAAAAGGAACGAAGUUUUAACGAUUCAUAACGCGUUUAGUAAUUUUUUUUAUUGUUUUCUUUGUAAUUUAGCAGUAAUGUGGCAAGAGAAAACGAAUCCCGGUGAUAUGGACAGCAACCUUCUGCGUCUAAAACAUGAACUGUCAGAUGAGGGUCUCCAAGCUCAGAGGAAUUCUGUGAUCGGUGCUCUCCAGGAGCUCAAACUCUUGCAGGUCCAGACUGCACUGAAGGAGCUGGAGUUCUCCAGUAAAACGAGCCAGGUCUCUUCACACACUCACACAAUGCUCGAUCAGAUAAACCACAGUUCAAGAAUAACCCACCUGAACCGAACACAGAAACCAGAAGAAAUUCUUUCACAAGAAUGUUUCAAGACUGAGCUUAUCAUGGAACCGUCUUUGUAUCUCACGAGUUCUCCAGCAGAGAACCGCCAUACUCCCACGGUACAUGAACCCAGGAGGGUUUACAGAGGAAGUCUGAGCACUUCUUCCUCUUUUUCCUCUCAGGAAGACACAAUCGACAAAGAUUUCUCUUCAUUCGAUAUCGACGACUCCACUGAUUGGACAGCCUCAUUGAUGAACCACAGUAGAAACAGACAGCCAUUGAUACUGGGCGAUAAUGUUUUUGCUGAUUUGGUCGGGAACUGGCUGGACCUGCCUGAUGUUGGAGGCCAGACAGCAGGUAAGGAGCAGAAUGACUUCAGUCUUAAAGACACUCUUUCGGAGUCAUCAUCUAGCAGUCACUCUCAAGAUAUCUCCAGGAAACUCUCACUAACAGCAAGCAUCUUCAAACGGGUCCUACGUCGUGUUCGGCCACAGCACCAGCGAGAAAGCAAAGCAACGGAUAUCUGGAAACAACCAAAGGUCUCAUGCAGAAAAUCAAAAUCAGAUGUCAGCAACCCAUUCUGGAAGAGAACGAGAAGAAUGAAGAUGAAAACCACUCCCACCCAACAAGAGGGCUCAGAGGGCUUGAUAGACAGAGGAUGGGCGGAGAUUGUAGAGAAGCAUAGAGAAGUGUUUGAUUACAGCUCAGCUGUGUGGGUCUGAUACAGUUCUACAUGGAAGAGACUGUUACACAUAUUAUUAGCAAUUGUUAAACAUAAUUAGUGGACUUUUUGAUCAAAAUUAUUGUAAAAGUGAUCUUCAAGUCACGGUGCUGCCUUUAAAUGCACCUAGGAAAGUCAGCCAUUUGUAACGGUCACAUAUUCAAGUCAAAGGUAGUCUAAACAAUAUAUUUAUAUGCGGAACACCAAACCCAAAUAACUGAUAUUAAUUGAAAAUUAUAAAAAAAAAACAUUUAUAUCUUCAUUGUAAUUAUGUAAACUAAAUGUGAAGCAAUGUAAAAGUUUAGAUAAACACCACUCACAACGGACUUGCUUGCCACUUGCCGAUGUAUUGUCCUAAUAUUGUAUUGGAACUACUGUCCUUCUCCCUCAAGUGAGAGGAGUAGCACAAACUAUUAAUUUCCAAAGAUAUGUUAGGUUAACAUUUCUGGAAUGCAUUUGUAUGUGUUGUUGGUAAUGUAAGCAUGGCAGAGCAAAGAAAACUGUAUUAAUAGAGUCACAUUGUGUUGCCCACGGUGUUUCUGUGAGAUCCCUUGAGAGCCUAAUGCUGUUUCUGCUGAUGUUUGUAUCGGUUUAGGUUUAGGCCUAACUGUCAGUCAUUCUAUGAAAAAGUCCUGAUUGGUGCUUUUUCACAAAUGUCUUACUCAUGUCUUAGCUUUGCAAGCAUAAAGCUGCUUUGUAUUGAACAGAAAAACUAUGCAAUGAUGCUUAACUGCUAUGCAAAAACUGAAAACGGCACAUUCAAAUACCUGCGUUUUCUCAGCACCUUCAUGUUAUCUGUAAUAGAUAUAUAUAUAUGGCUGUUGGUCCUGGAAUAGUCUCUAUACCUGUUUUCAGAGCUAUUUAAUGAUAUGGGAUACUUUUUAUAAAAAAAAUAAUAAUAAAAAUGUCAUCAAGAAUUUUUGCUUUAGUCACGCCUCAUUAAUCUUUGUGAAUCUUUUUAUUUUAUUUUAUGCAGCAUGUAAUCUGGUGUGCACCAAGUAUGAAUCCCCUAUAUUCAUACUUAGGAGGUUUGUAGAAAAAUGUAAGAUAAGUGGAAUUAUUUAUACGGCUUUGUGUUAUAUCUGUAUCUACAGUACACUGAAAAACUGUUUCUCUAUAAUGGUCUAUGUUGGUAAGGAAUGGAAAUAUAAAAAUAAAACACCACAUCAAUAUGAAAUACAUUUAUUUAAAUCUAUGUAAAAAAUAAAAUCAUAAAGCACACAUUACUUUUAAAAACAAACCAAAAGCCAGCCAGACACUUUAAAAUGCUCAACAAAACCAUGGAGCAGAAAAAUGAAGGCUAAAAUCAAAUAUCUGACACAUCAAGACUGAUUUAACUUGGCAAAUGAAGUGACAAGGACUGUCUAUUGAUUAUUGGUUUAACGGUUAUCGGAGGAGAAGUCAUCUCUGCAAUAGAGAUCAGAAGUCAUCCUUCUCCUGCUCAGGCACAAAACGGCUGAUAUUUAUCCCAGGCUGAACUACAGCCUAGCGCAAAAUACAACCAAGGGAAAAAUAUAUAAUAAAAGUUAAUUAUCUUUAAAAAGUGGAAAUAUUAAUGACAUUUUGAUUGUGGAAAAAAAAUGCAUUGGCUUCAGCAAAAAAUAUCUUUAUCUUGAAGAUAGACAGAUCCAAAUUGCUCAUCUUAACUUUACCACCAAAAGAAAAAAAGAACAUUAGUAAUUUUUCACAGUUUGUUUAGAUAAAGAUUGAAGCAUAUUAAAGGGAAUUAGAAAGCAGUGUUCAAAAGUCACUCAGGAAAAUGUUUUGAUGAAUGAAGGGCCACUUCUUCUCUAUACAAAUGAUUAGUGAUAGUCCAAACAUAAUGAGAAAAAAA
Carassius auratus (goldfish) is the source of this 3029-nucleotide messenger RNA. RefSeq names its product PAK4-inhibitor INKA2-like. Gene Ontology annotation, cellular component: nucleus. Bases 231 to 1196 code for a protein of 321 amino acids. Gene Ontology annotation, molecular function: protein kinase binding; protein serine/threonine kinase inhibitor activity. Lineage: Eukaryota; Metazoa; Chordata; Actinopteri; Cypriniformes; Cyprinidae. The transcript is spliced from 2 exons. The record is from RefSeq and is a predicted model, not a curated record.